AUGAGCGGUGAGUUAGCAAAUUAUAAAAGACUUGAAAAAGUUGGUGAAGGUACAUACGGUGUUGUUUAUAAAGCUUUAGAUCUGAGACCAGGACAAGGUCAAAGAGUGGUGGCAUUGAAGAAAAUCAGAUUGGAAAGCGAAGAUGAAGGUGUUCCCAGUACCGCCAUCAGAGAAAUUUCAUUGUUGAAGGAAUUGAAAGACGAAAAUAUUGUCAGAUUAUAUGACAUCGUUCAUUCUGAUGCGCACAAGCUAUAUCUUGUCUUUGAGUUUUUAGAUUUGGACCUGAAAAGAUAUAUGGAGGGUAUACCAAAGGAUCAGCCAUUAGGAUCCGAUAUUGUCAAAAAGUUCAUGAUGCAACUUUGCAAAGGUAUUGCGUACUGUCACUCACAUCGUAUCCUACAUCGUGAUCUGAAGCCUCAGAACUUGCUGAUCAAUAAAGAUGGGAAUCUUAAAUUAGGUGAUUUCGGUCUAGCACGUGCGUUUGGUGUUCCAUUAAGAGCCUACACCCAUGAAAUCGUUACUUUGUGGUACAGAGCGCCAGAGGUCUUACUGGGUGGGAAGCAGUACAGUACAGGCGUUGACACAUGGUCCAUCGGGUGUAUAUUUGCCGAGAUGUGUAAUAGAAAACCAAUAUUCAGUGGCGAUAGUGAAAUUGACCAGAUCUUCAAGAUAUUCAGAGUGUUGGGGACACCCAACGAGGGCAUAUGGCCGGACAUUGUCUACUUGCCUGAUUUUAAACAGAGCUUUCCUCAAUGGCACAGGAAGGACCUGUCGCAAGUGGUGCCAAGCCUAGAUCCACAAGGUAUUGAUCUGUUGGACAAGUUACUAGCAUACGACCCUAUUAACCGGAUCAGCGCCAGAAGAGCAGCCAUCCAUCCCUACUUUCAAGAAUCAUAA
Messenger RNA from Saccharomyces eubayanus, 897 nucleotides. It is a transcript of the gene CDC28, whose product is annotated as cyclin-dependent serine/threonine-protein kinase CDC28. The coding region runs from base 1 to 897 and encodes 298 amino acids. Gene Ontology annotation, molecular function: cyclin binding; ATP binding; cyclin-dependent protein serine/threonine kinase activity. Gene Ontology annotation, cellular component: cyclin-dependent protein kinase holoenzyme complex; nucleus; cytoplasm. Gene Ontology annotation, biological process: regulation of G2/M transition of mitotic cell cycle; regulation of gene expression; protein phosphorylation. The transcript has a single exon. The record is from RefSeq and is a predicted model, not a curated record. NCBI's taxonomy places the organism in Eukaryota, Fungi, Ascomycota, Saccharomycetes, Saccharomycetales, Saccharomycetaceae.